UCAUUCUAUAAAUGUUGCAUGAAAUGGUGACUCCGUUCAUAACAAGUUGUGUCUAGUUGUGUUUCAGUUUUCAAGAAUGCAUGCACUAACUAUACUUCUAGCUGUAGUGGUUGCAGAACAUGCCCUCGCCUCUGUGGUCAGCCACAGCGACCCCUCAGCGUGUCAGCGAAUCAUCAAGUACAUGCUGAUCAACGCUUGUGGAGCGACCAAGCGAGAGUUCCGCACAUCAAUGGCGUUCCUAGCUUUGUCUGACGAAGAGAUCGAAAGCCGUUAUGAGGACAUGGUGAAGAAACACAAGAUCAAGGGAGUCGGAAAGGACUAUGAUGAAAAGAAGAAUUGGCACUGGGAGACAAUGAAUGAUAUAGAUGAUUCCUACUUCAAGGAUUCUCUUCAAUAUAUCAAACCCUUGUACAAACGCCACAAGAGAAGUGUCAUUGGCAUGGGUCUUCGUAUGAAGAAUUACGCUGAAGCAAUAGAACACGAGCGGAAAGGAAGCUUCCAUUUCAUUGGUCGCUUGCCAUCAGAGAGAGAGGUAGGUGACAGGUCGCCGCCUCCAGGGGAGCUCAAAGCCAAAUGCUGCGGCGGAGUCAUCCUCUGUACUAUGGAUGACUUCCGUGGCUUCUGUGAAUAACACCCUCCUUCGAUACAGUGAUUUUCUGUUAUACAACAUAUUGUUAAUAAUUUGUUCAAGUAUCAUACUACACCUAGGCUAUAUAUUAUUAAGUAUUUGUUAUAAAAUAUUGUAGUAAUAACAUAGUGGUUAUAUAAUGGUGGCAAGGUUACUGUUUAAAAAUAGAAUACUUUUUUAUAAAGAUUAAUAUAAAAUUAUAGCUAUUUAUUGACCCAUAGUACAUACAGGUAUGACAAUGUUCUUUAGGUAUCCAUUGUCAAUGAUUCAACUCUUGCAACCUUCUUUGAAAAUGUAUUAUAUUUCUGUUUGAACGUUUUUGUAUUACUGGUGCCGAUUAGAAAUUACAAAUAAUCUCAAUAAUAACAUAUUUAAAUGCAAACUGAAGUGUUUAUUGUGUUUACCAAAUUGAAAUGUAACAUUCCUUUGUUCAGUUGACUCAGUUUGCACAGUUUAUACAAACUAAUUAUAGGUACUAGUAUACCGUACGCAACUGAUUGAUGAAUUGUCAUUUCACCAUUUUUUACUAUUCGCUUUAAUCUUCAGAUUGAAUACAAUUUGUACAACACCUAUCAGAUGUUUAUUUAUUUAUUUUUAAAUAUUUAUUUACAUAAAAUUGUAGGUUAUAAAUCUAUGACAGACCAGUAUACAAAUGCUUUUAUUUUACUACAGUAAUUGCAACAGCAUUGUGGGUAUUGGAAGAGUUACAUUAUUUAUAAUACAACAUCAAAAUUAAAAAUUUUAUGUGAAUACUGUAUAUUUAUUAGCAAUAUGAUUUCUGACUCAGAGUCAGUAUAUUCUAUUGACUCGCUUGAAGGUGAAAAGGGUGAAUCAAACCUAAAACAGUGUAAGAAAACCAAAGAAUUAUCUAAAAAAACAAAUUUGACAAUACCUUUUUAUCAAGGAGAGGUUUCGAUUGAGGCUGUAAAAAGAAACAUGGAUAAAAUCAAAUCCAGAACCAAAUCUUCCUCUCCCAAUUGUUCUAGGAUUAGAGGACAAAAUAAAUCACGUAGGAUUAAAUCAAGUUUAGAAAAAGCAAAUAGUAUUACCAAUCAAGUAAGUUCAAGCAACAGUCAUAACUUGCCACAAAAAUCCAUGCAAUCAAAUAGUACAGGCAGAAUUUCAAGAAGGAAUGACUUUGUUUUUGAAAACAAGAAUUCUAUAAGAGAUAGGAAUCGAUCUGCCUCAUACUUAGACCAAUUCAGAAAGAAGAAAAGUUUGGAUUCAUCAAGUUAUUCAACAGAAGGUUCAAAAUUGUCCAGAGAUAGGAGUGUGUCAUUUGUUAGUUCUUUAUCUGAUAGUAGCAGAACUAGAAUGAGUUCAUCUGAGUUAGAGUUUUAUGAUAAACUCAUGGUGAGUCCUAGAAAUGAGCAACACACAUUUAGUAAGGAACCUUUAGAGACAAGCACUUUGUUAAUGGAAAACCCAAUGAAAUCUGCAGGGUAUAAAAACCAAGAAAAAAGCACUAAGGCAAAACCAAUUGUUUUAACCAGGAUUGAAGUUGAGAUGCCAGACGAACAUAAAAGAGAGCUAGACAAGAAAAAAAUGGUUGAAAGAAGAGAUGUGUAUGCUAACAGAGUAAAAUUGAUGAAUCAAAUCAAAAUCAACCGGCAAAAGGAGAAAAGUAAAUAUGAUAAGUUUAAUUCGAUGGCCCCACCAAAGUUGAGUUUUGAAGACUGUUUUCUUCAGCUAACAUCAAACAACAUGAAUGCCUCAAUGCCAGAUAGAAAUUCAUCAGGUUUUCCUCCACCAAGUGUAACACAGCCCAAGUUAAAACAGCCAAAAACGGAGAAACGAGUGAUUCAAGAAAGAAUUUUGCAAACAAGCAAAGGAAAAAGAACUGAAGUCAAACAAAAUAACAAAACUGUAAAUAAUAUAGAAAUAGCCAUCUUACAAGAGAGACACGAAAGAGAAAAAUCUUUGAUUGAAUCCUUGAAGAAUUUGUAUUUGAUAACAUGACUUGUUGUUUCAUUUAAUAUAAUUUUAAAACUAUAA
Messenger RNA from Macrosteles quadrilineatus (aster leafhopper), 2623 nucleotides. RefSeq lists its product as uncharacterized. The transcript is spliced from 8 exons. The record is from RefSeq and is a predicted model, not a curated record. Bases 77 to 631 code for a protein of 184 amino acids. NCBI's taxonomy places the organism in Eukaryota, Metazoa, Arthropoda, Insecta, Hemiptera, Cicadellidae.